AUGAAAUAUUAAGGGAUUGUUGGGUUGCAUUCGAAGGCGAAUAUAAAAAUGGUCUUAAAGUAAGGUAGUGGGAUAUUAAAUGCAAAAGAACAAAGUUGUAAGAUUGAAUAAUACAAUUAUUGGACAAUAUGA
This is a messenger RNA of Paramecium sonneborni, 132 nucleotides long. The record is from the annotation of a GenBank genome assembly. NCBI's taxonomy places the organism in Eukaryota, Ciliophora, Oligohymenophorea, Peniculida, Parameciidae.